This is a messenger RNA of Oryzias melastigma (Indian medaka), 958 nucleotides long. Its product is annotated as PTB domain-containing engulfment adapter protein 1. Lineage: Eukaryota; Metazoa; Chordata; Actinopteri; Beloniformes; Adrianichthyidae. The coding region runs from base 111 to 635 and encodes 174 amino acids. The record is from RefSeq and is a predicted model, not a curated record. The transcript has 6 exons.
AUUAACCUCAGAAGUUCUCCUGCUUGGUUGAUCGAAGGUAAACGCGUCUCUGUUUUGACCAACUUUACAAAAAGAGCUCAGAAGUGAGAGUUUGGUCGCAGCUGAGGAAGAUGUACGAGCCUUUGGAAGACGACGUUGAGAUUACAUUCCCUGUGAAGUUUUUGGGCCGGGUGGAGGUGGUUCGUUCUGAUGGACUUCAGAUCCUGGAAGAGGCGGCUUACAGUCUGAAGACCCCAGAUAAGUACUCGUCUGAGAAGGUGACAAAGAACACUAAAGUCCUCAUCUUCCUGUCUCUGAAUGGGAUUGACAUCUUGGAGCAUAAAACCAGGUUCCUGCUGUACCAGUGUCCUCUGUCCACCGUCUCCUUCUGCGCCGUUCUGCCAUCUUCACCCAAAGUCUUCGGCUUCGUGGCCAAACAUCCUGCUUCAGACAUCUACCACUGCUACCUGUUCCAGAGCAAAUCCUUUGCCCACAUCCUGGUGUCCGCCAUCGGAGAUGUCUUCAGAGCGUCAAAAAAAGAGGAAAACCUCAGAGGAGGGCGGGAUCUGAUCGUGGAGGCCCUCAGGCACAAGAAUAAAAUACUUCAGAAGGAGAACGAUGAGCUGAAGAGGAAGCUUGCAGCCCAGCAGAAAUAAAAAGAUGGCUCAUGUGCAAUCAAUUUUUCACCUUCUUGUUUAAAGUUCUUCCCAGAAAACGCUUCAAAAACCUGCAAGAAAGGUGAAAAAAAUUUAGGUUUUUCCUAAAGCUCCGAAUCUUUUCCAUUUAUUUGAAUAAAUUUAAUGAAUGUCUUUUCUUGUUGCUGAAACAUUUUCCCAAAGUGUAAAGAUGAAUGUGCUGCUUUGACUACAUUCUGUUUUCUCUGUACCUUCAUUGUUUGGUGCUUUGGAAAAAAAAUCCUCUCACCAAUCUGGGAUAUAAAUACAACAAAAAUGUGAAGUAAAAUACUAUUUUGUCAGCA